UUGGACGUCCCACUCCACUUUGCUACUCCCUCUCUCUCUCUCUCCAACUCUCGUCCUUUUCUCCAACAGUCUCCAAUCCAUCUCUCUCUAAAUCUCUCUCUCUCUCCGCAUACAAUUCAAGACGGAAUUUCAGAAUUCACAACUUGCUUUGAAAGGUUUUGAUCAAGUUUUUUCGAUGACUUCGAUUUCUGGCCGUGUUUUUUGAUUUUCAUAGGAAAGAUUCGAUUGUCUUUCUCUCUGUCUCCGUCGUUUAAAGUUGUUUGGUCCCAUCUGUUUUUCGAGGGAUCGUUGUCGUCGUCAUCAGUUGUGGAUUUCUGACAUGGCCUCUUCCGCUUCCGGAGAAGCCCUCAAAACCUCCGUCUCCAACAAACUCAAGCAGAAAGAGGGUACUUUGGACAGUGAUGCUGGGAACUCACCUAGUGUAGUUGGAUCAGAAGAUGACGUUGAUCUCCUAAAGAGUUCAACAUCAGGAUCAACCAAUUCAAAUGUUGUCAAAACUUCCAAUUGUUUUUCAUCUAAUGAUGAUGAUAUGAGCAUGGACGAUGAAGACGACAACGACGACGACGAUGAUAAUGACUAUGAUUUUGAUGACAACGAUGGUUUUCUGUAUGAUGUUGGUGAUGAUUUGCAAUCUCAGUUUGAUAAUGUGGACUUGCCUCCUGGUGUAGAAGCAACUCUUCCCUGGUUGAAUGAUCCUUCACCGAGUGAGAAACCAUCCACUAAGACGCUAGCUAUUUCAGAUCUACCACCAUGUAGUUCAACUGUUCAUUGUGAAGCAAGUUCAACUGUUCCUUCUGAGGCAAGUUCUAGUAAGGAACCGGCAGACAGCAAUGACGACAGUAUCAUGCAAACGUCUCAACAGUUUAAGCAAUUUGAUAUGGUGGAAGAUUUCUCGGAUCACCACUUUAGCCGCGUGGGAUAUUCAGAUGGGCAGCCACCCAAGGCUUGGGCUAAGCAAAUUCAGGACGAGUGGAAGAUUUUGGAGGACUUACCGGACACUAUAUUUGUCAGGGUUUAUGAAGCUAGAAUGGAACUUCUGAGGGCAGUAAUUAUAGGACCUCCGGGCACUCCCUACCAUGAUGGUCUUUUUGUCUUUGAUUGUCUCUUCCCCACUGACUAUCCUAAAUCACCACCGAUGGUAUACUACUAUUCAGGUGGUCUUCGAUUGAAUCCAAAUUUGUACGAGUGUGGGAAAGUUUGCCUCAGUCUCUUAGGCACCUGGAGUGGCAAACAAAAUGAAAAUUGGGUCCCAGGGCAAUCAACAAUGCUACAAGUUUUAGUCUCUAUACAAGCUCUUAUUUUGAAUGCAGAGCCCUUCUUCAAUGAGCCUGGUCAUGAGAGAACGUAUGUUGGAGCAGAAGGGCGAAGGCAUUCCCAAAAGUACAAUGAGGAUACCUUUAUUCUAUCUCUAAAGACAAUGAUGUAUACACUAAGGAGGCCGCCUAAGUAUUUUGAGGAUUUUGUCUUCGGCCAUUUUCGCGAUCGUGCACACAAUAUUCUGGCAGCAUGUAAAGCAUAUACUGAGGGCAUUUUGGUAGGGUCUGAUAUCACAUCCCAGAAUGCAGAAAAAAGUGGCUCCUUACAAUUCCGGGCAACUGUAGGUAAGAUGAUGAAUACACUCGUUACACAUUUCACCAGAAAUGGAUCAACCGACUGUGACAAGUUUCGAGUUGAAGCCUGAAUCACAUUUGACUAGCAGCUGACUUGAUGUGAUUGGGAAGGUAAUAAGAUUUAAGAUAAAUUAGCGAGGUGAAACAAAAUCAUUGGACCUGCGUAUGGUAUUUUUCGUUUCCAUCUGCUUUCCAAUACUGGUAUUUUGGAAUUGGUUAGUUCAUUUUUCUGUCUGUUGUAUCGUUCGGGAUUCUGGGUAGUACAUGUACGUAUAGUAGGAUGGCGUGGUGGAUGAUGAAAUUCAUGUUGAACUGCGACUUGGCUUAUUGCUAUGUUGAUCUAAUUGUGACCUUGUUUAGAUGCUUAUAGCCAAAACAAUUUAUGUCAAUUUCCCA
This is a messenger RNA of Pyrus x bretschneideri (Chinese white pear), 2006 nucleotides long. RefSeq names its product probable ubiquitin-conjugating enzyme E2 25. The record is from RefSeq and is a predicted model, not a curated record. The transcript has 6 exons. Lineage: Eukaryota; Viridiplantae; Streptophyta; Magnoliopsida; Rosales; Rosaceae. Gene Ontology annotation, molecular function: ubiquitin conjugating enzyme activity. The coding region runs from base 320 to 1681 and encodes 453 amino acids.